This is a messenger RNA of Acaulospora morrowiae, 415 nucleotides long. NCBI's taxonomy places the organism in Eukaryota, Fungi, Glomeromycota, Glomeromycetes, Diversisporales, Acaulosporaceae. The record is from the annotation of a GenBank genome assembly.
AAUUAUUGAUGGCGAUAAUUUUUCGGCUUCCGAUAACGUCUAUUAUUAUCAUGGAUUAAACUCCCCUAUUCAGAUUGUUUUAAACAAUACGGAAAACCGAACUCAUCCAUUCCAUUUGCACGGACACUCGUUCUGGAUUAUUGCUCAAGGCGGAAUAGGCAGUAAUGUUCAGCCCCUUAGUUCCUUAAAAUUUAACUUUGACGAUCCACCAUUCCGCGACAUAAUAACACUCAAAGAACUUAGUUUAAGUGUAAUCAGGUACUACGCGGACAACCCUGGUGUCUGGUUGCUCCAUUGCCACAUUGAAUGGCAUAUCGAAUUGGGAAUGGUGGUUCAAUUGGUCGAAUUGCCAGAGAUAUUCUCGAAAUACGUUAUUCCCAAUGAUGUUAAUAGGCUUUGUACAAGUAUAUCGUAG